Molecule: messenger RNA, 2927 nt
Organism: Seminavis robusta
Lineage: Eukaryota; Bacillariophyta; Bacillariophyceae; Naviculales; Naviculaceae
Source: the annotation of a GenBank genome assembly
UAUUACUCGAGUUUUAUGUCGGCCGGUCGUUGAGUGCGCCACCCUGUCUUCCCCAUUCCCCAGCUUCCGGUACGUACACACCGGUACCGGUAUGGUGUUGAUUGGAUGUUGGAUGGGGUCUGGAGUCUACUAGAGAGUAUUCAUCAACCACAACCAGGCGUAGGAAGAGCCAAAUUCGGGACUAGCUAUGUAGAGGUUGCGUGAAAGCAGGGGUAACAAACGGGUAAGGCUGUCUCACCACGAGGACCGAAGUGUCAAGAUUGGAAGCAAGGAAGGUUUCCUCCAAGGUCAAUGUUUUGCUUAUACCGUCAUCGCACCUUGUUUGCACUACUGUCUUCAUACGUAGCCAGCUCUAGACGUACGGUCUCUGUCAAUCUAACAAUGCCAGAGUCCUCAUACGAGCGGGUUGCCUUGAUGGAAAAGAUUGAGAGGCAGCUCUUGCUCGACGUUUUCUUGCCCCAAGAUGGCCCUCUCCGGUGUUCCUGCUCUUCCAAGAACAGUACGUUGGUGGUGUUGUCUAAUGUUUCAGGGUUUGGCUGCUCCUCUUUGUCUGUUGUGGCCUGUGGGAACAACCAUGUCCGCCACAACAACUGUAACGGUACCUACCUGAUCCGUAGGUAAAGGUUUGUAACUGUUUCACUCAAAUUUGCAAAGGAAGCAAGAGGUGAACGGCCACACAAUAGGCAAAGCCAAGGGCGGGGAAGAGAUAGAUAUUGCGCGCGACUGGAAGCUAUGCCAACUUGGGAAAUGUCCAGGCUGGGGCGGGGCUGUGAAAUUUCCCACUGGUCCAGUUCAGGAACACAGGCCAACAGGGAAUGCAUGGAGUUUUCUUUUGCGAGUGGCUUGCGCCGUGCUGGCUGGUUAUGUCGGCCCUGCUAGAGACAUGGUGGAGCAUUACAUCAAGAGCUCUGCGAGGAGGGUAUCAAUGGGUGCCCAGAAGAAACUUCUCAGGGAGAUAUGCGACAAGGUACUGAAGGUUACCACUGUGCGCAGUCACCUAGAAUUUAGGACAAGGAACAAGUACAACCCUCUGCAUGUCCAGCAAGGACAAGGAUGCCUGUUGUUGCGGGUCCGGUUCGCGGUUGCCACUCCAAGACCGGAGUCUUAAAAAUAACUCUGCUGGCUAAGCGAAUGAAUCAAUCGAAAGAUCCAAAAAGCGCAAAAGCGCAAAUCGCCUCGCCCAGCCUCGACGCAUUGUAAGCGACCAUCGUCUUUGGGUCUGGUUUGGUUGACCUGUUGUUGGGUACCGGUACCUGUUUGGUUGAUCUGUGAUUUGUUUGGUUCUGUGUUGGUCGAGCGUGGAGUGAUUGGUUUUCCCCUUGUGAUUUGGCGCUGCUCCACCUGGUUUUCUUUUCUGUGAUUGAAUUUCCAAAAUGGCCUCGCUGACAACGCCCAAGUCUUGUGGCGCGAACAGCGAGCCCAUGAUGAUCCUCGAGCCAGUGACACCCGAUCGCCUUACCAAGAGCGAGCUCCUCACCUCUGGCCUCAACUGUAAUGUGAUGGCGGAGCAAGUGUUGGGCUUUUUGGACCGUGGCAGCGUUCUCCAGUGUUUGGAAGUGGCGGAAUUGUGUGAGCGUUUUGACAUCAAGGAUCAUUAUUGUACUCUACAUGGCACAAAACUUGAAUCCCAGGUAGCGCAUCGUAGAUUCCUCAAAAAACUCGUUCGCAACGAGGACAACGACCAAGGCGACAACGAAAACCUGGAAGAAAAUGAGGCCAACAUGGACGUUGAUGACAAAGGUGGCAAGGAGGAGAAGACAGCCAAGAAAGAUGAGACCAAUGAGGUGAAGAUUGAAUGUGUGGACUGUGUGGAAGCUGAAUUUUAUCGAGAUCGCUGUAAUGUUUGUGAUCGCUUUGAACCUGUGGAUGGUCUGAUCCAAUGCGGCAACUGCAGUUACCAGGAAUGCGGUCCUUUCCUCUGGUCCUGCCACGGCUCCAUGGGCUUUUGCCGAUCCUGUUUACAGCAUGUCUGUGCAAGACCAGGUUGUAAACAAUGGGAGUACUGCGACUGUUGUUUUGAGCCACUCUGUGAGGGGUGCGAGGAUUUUAUGUUCUGCGAGGGUUGUGCAAGGCAGCGGUGCACGGAUUGUUUCUAUGAGAAUGGAAUGUGUUGCGACAAAUGCAGCGCGGAGUUGUGUGAUGAUUGUGAAUAUCAACGCCCUUGUGAAGUCUGCGGCCAAGAACUCUGUUCUAGGUGCACGAGGACCUUUUAUUGCGAGGUAGGGAAGCAUGGUGUUUGCGAAGACUGCAGCGAACUGGUCGAGUGCGACGCAUGUGACGAGGAACAUGGUUGCUUGGAGUGCUGCUAUCAAGGCUGCUUUCGGUGUGGUGCAUGCCAUGGAGUUUACUGUCGUGAGGAAUGCAAGGACUACAUUUCUUGCGAGAUUUGCUGUGAAGAAUUCUGCACUUCCUGUGACAAGGGUUGGUUUUGCCACGCCUGUCAGGAAUACCAUUGCUCCGCACAUGCUGAAUUGUCUCGCUUCCAAGGGUGCGGGAAGGGAUCUCAGGACAAGAAGUUUCAGUGCGCUGAAUGCCAGACAAUGAGCUGCUGCAGCAAGGUUUACUCUUGCUCGGAAUGUGCCAAGGAAAUCUGUGCCGGCUGCCACGAUUUUUUUGGGAUAUGCUCUUGUGGAAAAGGCAAGUUUUCUCUCAAAAAGCACAACUAAUUGGCCAGGCAAGCCAAGAAAAAGACAGCCGCACAAGUGAGAGAGAAAGGAAGGGAUUUAGACGGAAACUACACAACACGAAAAGACACAGAAACAACUUGCAUACAUUCACAUUCAUUUGAUAAAGGGGAGACGCAAGUCGUGAAGGGCAUUCAAUCGAGAUAGAGCCGGGUUCCGGGUGAGUAGUUGAUGCAUACACACGUUAAUAUUUUAUGAAGAAUAGACAACUAAAGUUCGCUAGUAGAGGGGAGAGUUUGGUCG